AUGGAUUCAUUACCACCGGAAUUGAUCUCCCGGGUGUUAGACCACAUGAUUCCUGUGGGAAAUUAUACACGCAGGUCUCCCAGCCUGGCUUCAUAUGCCACAUUGGGCCGUCACUGGCAGGCUAUCAUUGAGAGACGCACAUUCGCCAACAUUCGAAUUCACACACCCAAACGAAUGGAAGAGUUCCAGCGCAUUGUAACGGACCGCCGCAGAAGAUCUUGUGUCCAACUCAUCAAGUUAGUCGUGCGGCUCGAGUCAUACGAUGUGCAAGCGCGCGCUCGAUGGGAGACAGACGAGGAACGCCAACAAAACACCAAGAUCUUUACCUCGACGAUCAGCACUCUUUUCAAAAUCCUAUCAUGCUGGCCAGACGAUGCUGCUAGCAUCGAGCUUUCUAUCUAG
Molecule: messenger RNA, 402 nt
Organism: Penicillium daleae
Lineage: Eukaryota; Fungi; Ascomycota; Eurotiomycetes; Eurotiales; Aspergillaceae
Exons: 1
Coding region: 1-402 (133 amino acids)
Source: RefSeq, a predicted model, not a curated record